This is a messenger RNA of Cydia strobilella, 1848 nucleotides long. RefSeq lists its product as uncharacterized. NCBI's taxonomy places the organism in Eukaryota, Metazoa, Arthropoda, Insecta, Lepidoptera, Tortricidae. The transcript has 18 exons. Bases 1 to 1848 code for a protein of 615 amino acids. The record is from RefSeq and is a predicted model, not a curated record.
AUGGAAGGCAAAGAACAGCCGGGCUACUUGAAUGUAGUGAAAUUUCAAUGGUUUCUAGAAGCUACGAGGUGUGCCAGCACUGCAGCCACUCCGUGCGUAAUAGCGAGGCUGCCUUCAGAGGAUACAGCUACCACAGGCAUUGUCGGAAGUGUUACGUGUGCAGCGACACCGACCUGCACGGUGCGGAGGUGUUUAGAGGCGUCAUUUUCUGUGCGAGCUGCGCUAGACGCAUCUUCAGAGGUUGCUCAUCGGCCCGACGAGCACGGCCUGCGCGCACGCAGCGCCGUCGUCGGCGCGCGCCCGUGCACGGGGUUAUUGAGCGUGCUCGAGCACAAUCUAAAACCACCUCCUCACAAGACGACAGGUCUGUUUCUUAAUAGUAUAGUUGUUUUGCUCUCGCAGCGACGUCGUCGGCGAGCGCCCGUGCACGGGGUUAUUGAACGUGCUCGAGCACAAUCUAACACCACAACACAAUCUAACAUCACACGAAAACAGGUGUUUCCUAAUAGUAUAGUUGACCUGCGUGCACUCCUAAUAGUACCUACCUAUAGCUGUCCUGUGCGUACGCAGCGCCGUGGCCGGCGCGCGCCCGUGCACGGGGUUAUUGAGCGUGCACGAGCACAAUCUGACACCACCUCCUCACAAGAAAACAGCAAGACAGAGACCGCAGUGCCGGCGAGGGACCCUCGUACCUGCCCCGACUGCUACUGCGUUUCAGACGUCGUCACUCAAGCCCGUCGGCUCAUCAAUUUCAUCUAUUACCAGACGCAGAAUCUCAUCAAAAGCGAUACAGCCGAUAUCGACCAAUGUACCGAAAUGUGCCAACGUAUGCUAGCAGAUGUGAAGUGUCCGAUACCAGAACCCAGGUCGCAAGCAUUCCCGAUACCUCCGCGACCCGACAGCCUCUUACGGAAUUCGAUGCCAGAGAAAAUAAGCUCGAUUGAUACGGGCACAUCUAACUCGCGGUCCCGCUUUCAAUCCAAACGCAGGAACAAAAAGAAGAUGAAAAAAGAAAAACCGUGUAGCGAUCUUAGGAUAGCAGAACUCGGCACUUCCGUUGAGAUCGCCAAUAUGGCUUUGAGAAAGACGUCUACAAAAAAAGUGCAAUCUGAAUUAAAAAUAACGGAGAAUGCUGAUGAACCGGAACCGGAAACCAUUAGUAUGUUCACCAACGUUGAUUCUGUCACUUCUCACACAAGCAACGAAGAAUAUCUAGACUCGGAAUGUCACGAUUAUCGAGGAUCAAAGGAGUUGGACAGGAGUAUUCCGGACCAAAUACUUAAAUACAUUGUUAGGCAUCCUUGUAAAUUCUUCAAAAAGAAGAUUCUAGAACGCAGUUCCCUCAUUAGCGUGAUCGCUGGUAUUAAUAACGAGAAAGAUUACAGAUCAGCCUACGAAAGUCUCAAAAUGCUAUUCCAUGAUGAAGUCUUGGACCACCAACAUAAUGGAUACAAGAAACUUUAUUCAACUAUAAAUAAGAAAAAUACUCCUUUCAAACUAGGGUGGCUUGAAGCUGAUAUUCCUGGCGACCGUAAAACUUCCCCGUGUAGACACUAUCACCAGUGCCACAGUUACCGGUGUAUGAGAAAGCAGGUCAUGCGUCUCGCCGGACCGACCAAGAGCACAAUGGACAUCUUCCGAACAAAACUCAAGAAGUUGGUUGUGCCCCCGUUUUUAAAAAGAAUAUCCUUUCAAUACAAUAAGGCCCCAGCCAUAGUGAAGCCCGAAGUCCGUAUCCAGAGCGACAACCGACUACCCAAGUCGUCAAGGACCUCAAAACAGAGCCAUGAGAAGAGGAAACACGGCUCACGGCUAAAUAUGGUCUUUACCCAAAACGUAUACCAUUGA